Molecule: messenger RNA, 960 nt
Organism: Hansenula ciferrii
Lineage: Eukaryota; Fungi; Ascomycota; Saccharomycetes; Phaffomycetales; Wickerhamomycetaceae
Gene: PEX10
Product: ubiquitin-protein ligase peroxin 10
Exons: 2
Coding region: 1-960 (319 amino acids)
Biological process (GO): protein import into peroxisome matrix
Cellular component (GO): peroxisomal membrane
Molecular function (GO): zinc ion binding
Source: RefSeq, a predicted model, not a curated record
AUGAGUGAGAAGAGUACUAAGAAGGUCACAAAAGAGCGAAACCAUCAACUUCCUUUCGCAGAUGCUCCAACUCACCAAAAGGAUUCAUAUUUUGAAAGUACAUUAAGACAAAAGAUACAAGAUACUAUACAGAUAUUCACGGGUCAAAGAUUUAUACAUACUCAUCCAGAAGAAAUCACCGUUUUGGCAAAAUUCUUAUAUUUAGCAUUGACUACAUUAGCUGGAUCAAGAACAUUAGGAGAGGAAUAUACUGAUUUAAUUUAUGUUUCAAGAAAUGGUAGGAAAAUACCCAAAUUGUUAAGAAGGUUGGGAUUUAUUUUAUCUUAUGCUAUAUUACCAUAUUUCAUAUCAAAAUUUCUUAGAAGACAAUUCAAAACAGAUGAUAAUGCUACAUUAAAAGAAGAAAAUUCAUGGAGGAAUAAAUUAUCUAACAUUUCAUAUUCAUCAGUUAUGGAUUCAUUAAUCAAUGCACAUUUAGCCAUUUUUUAUUUAACAGGAUCAUAUUAUCAAUUAUCCAAAAGAAUAUUUGGUUUAAGAUAUGCAUUUGGCCAUAAAAUUAAAACAGAAGAAGGUGUAUCAAGUGGAGGUUAUGAAUUAUUAGGUGGUAUAAUCUUUUCACAAAUUUUAUUCAAAAGUAUAAAUAAAUUAACAGAUUUGUUAUCAUCAAAUACAACACAAGAUGAAUCAAACGAGAAAACUAAAGAUGAAGGAAUACUUACCCAUGUACCAGACGUAAAAGAUUAUGAAAAUAUUGAUCUUUCAAAUCCAAAAUUAUUACCAUACAUCCCGGAAAAUUCAAGAAAAUGUAUGCUUUGUCUUUCAUACAUGAUUAAUCCAAGUUGUGCACCAUGUGGUCAUGUUUUUUGCUGGUCAUGUAUAUUAGAUUGGAGUCGUGAACAUCCAGAAUGUCCAUUAUGUAGACAAGCAUUAACUGAACAAACAUUAUUACCAUUACAUUAA